Messenger RNA from Jaculus jaculus (lesser Egyptian jerboa), 936 nucleotides. Its product is annotated as olfactory receptor 4D1. Lineage: Eukaryota; Metazoa; Chordata; Mammalia; Rodentia; Dipodidae. The record is from RefSeq and is a predicted model, not a curated record. Bases 1 to 936 code for a protein of 311 amino acids. Gene Ontology annotation, cellular component: membrane. Gene Ontology annotation, molecular function: G protein-coupled receptor activity; olfactory receptor activity. The transcript has a single exon. Gene Ontology annotation, biological process: G protein-coupled receptor signaling pathway.
AUGGAACUACAGAACAUUACAUGGGUGUCAGAGUUUGUUCUCUUAGGGUUCUCACAGACCAGGGAGCUCCAGAAACUUCUGUUUCUUGUAUUCCUGGUUAUCUAUCUCACCACUGUGGUGGGAAACGUCCUUAUCAUGGUCACAAUAACUUUUGACCCCCGGCUCCACAUGCCUAUGUACUUUCUGCUCCGAAACUUGGCGGUCAUAGACCUCUGCUAUUCUACAGUCACUUGCCCAAAGAUGCUGGCGGACUUCUUUCACGAGGUCAAGACCAUCUCCUACCAGGGCUGUAUGGCCCAGAUCUUCUUUUUCCACCUCUUGGGAGGGGGCACUGUCUUCUUCCUCUCCGUGAUGGCCUAUGACCGCUACAUAGCCAUCUCCCGGCCGCUCCACUACGUCACCAUCAUGAACACGCGUCUGUGCGUCGGGCUGGUGGUGGCUGCCUGGGUAGGGGGUUUUGCCCAUUCUAUUGUCCAACUGGUUCUGAUGCUCCCGUUGCCUUAUUGUGGCCCCAAUGUCCUGGACAAUUUCUACUGCGAUGUCCCCCAAGUGUUGAGGCUCGCCUGCACUGACACCUCCCUGCUGGAGUUCCUCAUGAUCUCCAAUAGCGGCAUGCUGGUUCUUAUCUGGUUCCUCCUCCUUCUCAUCUCCUACACUGUCAUCCUGGUGAUGCUGAGGUCCCACCCAGGGCAGGCGAGGAGGAAGGCGGCCUCCACAUGUACCACCCACAUCAUCGUCGUGUCUAUGAUCUUCAUUCCCUGUAUCUACAUUUAUUCCAGGCCUUUCACUCCCUUCCCCAUGGACAAGGCUGUGUCUAUCAGCUACACUGUCAUGACCCCCAUGCUCAACCCUAUGAUCUACACCCUCAGGAACCAGGAGAUGCAGGCAGCCAUGAGGAGAUUAGUGAAGCGCUUAGCAGUUUGCAACAGGGAGUGA